Messenger RNA from Vicia villosa (hairy vetch), 892 nucleotides. RefSeq names its product protein Dr1 homolog. The record is from RefSeq and is a predicted model, not a curated record. Bases 222 to 689 code for a protein of 155 amino acids. NCBI's taxonomy places the organism in Eukaryota, Viridiplantae, Streptophyta, Magnoliopsida, Fabales, Fabaceae. The transcript is spliced from 6 exons. Gene Ontology annotation, molecular function: protein heterodimerization activity.
CGCGUUAUUGGGUUAGGGCAUGACGGAAGCACAAACAAUUCCUCCUCCUCUUUCGUUCUUAUCCAUCCGGUUCAAAGCACCAACAACAACAACAACCCUCUUCUUCUUCUUUUGAUAAAUUAAAUCAUUCAUCAACCAUGUCCUUUCAUCACCGAAGUUGAUUUCUUCUUCUUCGCCGCUUUUACUCUUCUAUUUCUUCAAUCGAUCAACAACAAAAAAAGAUGGAACCCAUGGACAUAGUUGCAAAAUCAAAGGAAGAUGCUUCGCUUCCUAAAGCCACCAUGACUAAAAUUAUUAAAGAGAUGUUACCACCAGAUGUGCGUGUUGCAAGAGAUACCCAGGAUUUGUUGAUUGAAUGCUGUGUAGAGUUCAUAAACCUUAUCUCAUCAGAGUCAAAUGAAGUAUGUAACAGAGAGGAAAGAAGGACGAUUGCUCCUGAGCACGUAUUGAAGGCUUUAGGGGUUCUUGGAUUUGGCGAGUACAUUGAGGAAGUUUAUGCAGCAUAUGAACAACACAAAAUGGAGACAGUGGACUCUAUAAAAGGUGCCAAGUGGAGCGGUGCAGCUGAGAUGACAGAGGAACAGGCAUUAGCAGAGCAGCAAAGGAUGUUUGCAGAGGCACGUGCUAGAAUGAAUGGAGGGACCAUAACUUCAAAUCAACCUGAUGCUGACCAAAGUUUAGAGAACUAACUUUAGAGUCUUUAUUUUCUUGAAGCAUAGGCAAGCAUCUCUGACUCUUCCCUAUGGUAAUUUAGAUCGAUUUUGCACAACUCAUUCACUACUUUGCUGGCCUAUUGUGAAUGUGCUCCUCAUUUGUGUACUAUUAGUGAUCCAUAUUUGUAAGUUAAUGUAAUUAAUUAAUGGAGUUCAUUCAAUCCCCUGUUUAUUUAGAA